Molecule: messenger RNA, 720 nt
Organism: Clarias gariepinus (North African catfish)
Lineage: Eukaryota; Metazoa; Chordata; Actinopteri; Siluriformes; Clariidae
Exons: 7
Coding region: 1-615 (204 amino acids)
Source: RefSeq, a predicted model, not a curated record
AUGCCGCUCUCCCGCACCGCACUGCAGUCUCCAGGCUUUAAUGUAGGAGGAGAUCCCAGAGCCUCUGCGGCGCCUCCUUUGGAUGACCGUGCUCUUCACGACCAGGACCAGGAACCUGCUCAGUACAUUGAGGCAGGCGGUCAGGCUGAGCAGAGCAGACUCCAGCUGCCGUCCUCGCUGUCCGACGACGACAUGCUGACCAAACCCCUCCAAGAGCAAAAUAAAAUGCUAGAGAAUGCUCUGUAUGAAACUAUGGAUCGGGAAAUCGACGCACUGGUGGCCAUUAAAGACCUUUUGUACCUGAGCUCUCAGGUUUACGAGCUGCAGACUAAAGUCGAUCAGCUGACUGCUCAGAACGACGAGUGCCGCAUGAGGCACGAAGAAGCGGAAAAGGAGAGAAUAGAAAGUUAUGAAGCGCUCGUCAGUGGAGAGGCCAUGAUGAGACUGGGCAUGGAGACAGCUUUAGAGCUGUAUGAAAAAGAAAAGGAGACUAACAACACCCUGAAGGAGAAAUAUAAGAGGAUAAAGGAAUCCAACACACAGCUGGAGGCUGAGAUAACCGAGAUAAAGGAUCAAAUUCACAAAAUGGAACAGGACGAUGAUGCGGACAGUUAGCAGAGGACACCGCUGACCUUCCUUCACUUCAGCCAGGCACGAACCCGAACAUGGGGAGGGCGUCGCCAUCAGCACAGGACAGGGAACAGGAGUAUUCGCACUGGC